CGCGCGGCCGGGCGUGGGCGCCUGGAGAGGUCGAAGGCCCUUUGCCCGCUGCACCCCGGCGUUGCUGCUGCAGUCUGCGCGGAAUGGAGGGCACGGCCACGGCCAUCUGCGAGAUUUUGAAAUAUUUAAUAAUUUCCUGGAAGUGUGAAACAGCAGGAGUAACAACUGGAGCACUGCUAGAAGGACAGCUAGUGAUUUCUAUAGAAGCAUUAAAUUCUAAGCAUCAGGCAAAUACUCUUCAUUGUUUAACAACCAUUGCUUCUGCAGGAAGCACUUAUGGUGGUUUGGUCCUCAAGAAGUUCCUCAAAGACAUACAGUCUAUACUGCCUGGAUUGUCUGCAAAGUUGAAUUGGACAUCAGAGGAAGCCAGCUAUUCUCAGGCUGUAACGGGGGUAACACCCUUCCAGAUGAUUUUUGAGGUUGAUGAAAAGCCUGGAACUUUGAUGACAGAUAGUCUGGUUAUAAAGAAUUUUUUACGCAAAAUUAUCAUGGUGCAUCCUAAGAUUAGAUUUAAUUUCAGUGUAAAGGUGAAUGGAAUCCUCUCCAUAGAGGUCUUUAGGACAGAGAAUGAACCCACUUUGAACCUGUUGAAUGGAAUUGCUCUUGUCAUAAACUAUCAGCAUUAUGUGAGUAGACCAAAAGUUGGUACAGCUGAAUUACUCUGCAGCAGAUUCCAUCCUGUGCUAGGACAUCCAGUAAUCCUUUCCAUCCCUGAAGAUAUGGCUGACAUGGGCUUGUCCGGAGAGCUGACACUGACUCCAGCUGCUGCUCUGUGUCCUUGCCCGAAAGUCUUUUCCAACCAGCUGAAUAGGAUUUCUUCAGCUUCCAUAUCCUUUUGAUGACAGAGUUCAUUAAAAUUUUCAAAUUCAUAGUCUUUGAAAAUGAAUUUUUAUAUCCGAAUUCUAACAAAGCCUUUAGCAAUUAUAAGCUCUGUGUCUAGAAACCAGUAUGAUUUGUACAAAACAAAAAUCCAAUAUGAA
Messenger RNA from Manis pentadactyla (Chinese pangolin), 980 nucleotides. RefSeq names its product type 2 DNA topoisomerase 6 subunit B-like. Gene Ontology annotation, biological process: reciprocal meiotic recombination; meiotic DNA double-strand break formation. The transcript has 8 exons. The record is from RefSeq and is a predicted model, not a curated record. Lineage: Eukaryota; Metazoa; Chordata; Mammalia; Pholidota; Manidae. Bases 84 to 839 code for a protein of 251 amino acids.